Molecule: messenger RNA, 231 nt
Organism: Acanthamoeba castellanii str. Neff
Lineage: Eukaryota; Discosea; Longamoebia; Acanthamoebidae
Exons: 3
Source: RefSeq, a predicted model, not a curated record
AUGAGCGCAUCCGGAUUCAAUUGGCGCAACCGACAGCUGUUGCGCACCCUCUACUCCACUGUCCUGCGCUCCGGGCGCGAUUGGGAGCGCGAGGUGCUGCGUGGGAGUCCUGUCCUCGCCGAACAGCAAGAGAUUCACAUGCUGGUGUUCGGUUUGCCGCAGCGCGUGAUCGCGCGCCUGCCCGACUCGCUUUCGCUCAGCGGACGCACUCUGACGCAGCUGAUCCCCAUC